CGGUGCUCCAGAAAGGAAAGUCAGAGGAGACAGUCGACAGCGGAAAGAAUGAACAGAAUGGACAGGGCAGUGAGGACCCCCCGAAAUCGAAAACCCUGGAAGCCAAAUUUAAGGCAAUGAAGCCGAAAAUAAAAGUGCCCGAGUUGAAGUUUAAGUCGCUGGAUUGGAAGGCAAAGGUAAUGCCUCCUCCCAAGGUUCCCUUUUUUGGGGGUAAUAAAGCGGAUGCACUUAGCGCCGCUCCAUCGGAGGAAGUGCCUCCAGAAGGAGCAGACCCCGGCCUGAGGCCAGCCAAGUCGAUCAAGUCGAUGAAGUCAGCCAAGUCGAUAAAGACAACCAAGUCGAUCAAAUCGGGAAUGUUAAAAUUUGAUAAGGUUAAGGCACCCAAAGGACCGAAGCCAAAAUGGAAGAUCCCCGAUCUGAAGCUCAAAGGAUUAGGAGAGAAGGGUAAUAAUGUGGCAAGGGGGGAGAUUGAAAGGAAGUCCAGUAAUGUGGGAUUGACUUGCCAGCAGGGGGUAGAAGCAGCAGGAAGGAUGGAGGAAGGGGAGCAGACAGAGUUAAGAAAAGGCCAGUCGAAUGAUAAUGGCUCCCUCGCGGGAAGAGACGAAACAGGCAGAAUCAAAAGGAUGCUGCACAUGAGCAAGUACCUUGACACUGGAAACGUUGCUAGUCACUUGAGAGGUCACAGCGUGAAUGCAUCGCAGGAUACGGAAAAGGAAUCCUAUUCGUCAGCCAAAGAGGAGAACGUCGAGGUGAUGCACAAGUAUAGCGCGUCCAUCUCGAAAGGUCCCUACAGUAAAAACUUCGUGCCUUUGUGUUAUUACAACAACGAUGUAUAUCAAGGUGGGAUGGGGAGUGGGUGCUCCAUGUUUUUCCCUCCUGGGUGGUACUACGUCCCCAUGUGUGCGUAUGGCGACUCCGGGUGGGCGGAGCCCUCAGGCGGUUGGAAGUCGGUGGGAGGGGGGGCGGUAGGAGGAGCGGCAGGAAUGGGCCAAAUGGACGGAGGAGAGCUAACCACAAAUGGGGCACACCGGGAGAGAAAAAAUGAGAAGACGAAGAAGAAGAACAACAGAGGAGGUGAACGAACAAGGGGACCAGGAAGAAAGCAAAGUGAUACGCUGGUCGCUGCUGGGCAUUUAAAACCGUUGCAGUUUAGGGAGGGAGUCGAAUGGAGUAGCGAAGAUGAGAAGUAUCUCAAUGCAGAUUUUUCUAUCGAGGAGGAGCGGCGAGAGAGGACAAAGAAGUACAGAAAGGGGCGGGACAGGGAGGUCGGAAGCUCCAUUGGGGAUACCAAGUGGUACGAAAUUGAGCGCCGGUUGAACAACUGCCGGGGGGUUGUCCAGCGGAGCGAAGCGGAAGAGGAGGAGGAGGAAGAAGAACAGGAGGAAGGAGAAUAUGAGAAAUACGAGGAAUGCGAGGCGCUAAACGGCGCGGACCGUGGCUACUACGUGGACUGCAGCGACGGAGAGGGAGAGGACAGCUGCGAUGACGACACGAAGUACAUCGGUGGGGUGGGCAGUGAGUACCACUACGCGGGGGACACCGAAUGUGAGGAGAGCGCCGGGGGAUCAGCCGAGGGAUCAGCCGAGGGAUCAGCCGAGGAGGGGAUCGACGCAACGGGGGAGUACCCAAACAGACGAGGGAAGAAGAAGCUCACAAAGAACACACGGAGGGGGAACCCCCGCACGAGGAACUCCUUGGAGGAAAGCUACUCCUUCGACUAUGACAACAUUUACCAGAAUUACAAAAUAGGGUACCUGAGGGAGAGGCUGAAGUGGGCGAAUGAGUAUCUGCGCAGGGGGGGGGAAAAGACCUCCAACAACCCCUCGAAGAACGCACCCUCGAGGAGCACCCCCUCGAAGAGCACCCCCGCGAAGAGCACCCCCGCGAAGAAGCACAAAGAACGCCUGAACGACAUCGCUCACCUGUUCCUCCCAAAAAACAAGAAGCACCAAAACAUAUUCGAUCUUUCUCUGAAUUUCUCCAGAAUUUCAGAUAGCGACAAGGAUGAUAUAAUUAGGAUGCUUUUUUCUUGUAGAGAGUUGGAAAAGCUAAUUGAAGAGCAACACUGCGUGCUCGAUAUGUUGGACAAUGACUUAAGGGAGGUGAACGCAUCGUUGAAGUUACCACCCACAUGGAAUAACCUGAACCAUUUCGAGGUACUCCAAGAAAGCAUCCUGAAUUCGGAAAGCAACGAAGGGCUACCCCUUAACAACACUCCUUUUUUUAUUAAGGGGAAGGUGGCUUUGAUCCCGAAAAAUUUGGACUCCUUCUUCGACAAAGCUUUGGUGGGGCACAACGUGUCGGGAGUGACGGAAGUGGCCAACACGUUGGGAGUGGCCAACACGUUAGGAGUGGCCAACGUGUCGAAAGCAGCCGACGUGUCGAAAGCAGCCGACGUGUCGAAGGUGGCCAACGUGCCGAAAGCAGCCGACGUGUCGAACGCGCCGGGCGUGUCCGCAUCCUUUGGCUACUCGCAGCCCGCGGGCGCCCCCUCGAACAGCAAGUAUAUGCCCAAGUUCGCCAAGGCUAAGGUGAAGCCGAAGGUGUCGCUGCUUUUGAAGAAGGCCGCGUGA
Plasmodium cynomolgi strain B is the source of this 2573-nucleotide messenger RNA. RefSeq lists its product as hypothetical. The annotation marks the transcript as partial. NCBI's taxonomy places the organism in Eukaryota, Apicomplexa, Aconoidasida, Haemosporida, Plasmodiidae. The transcript is spliced from 4 exons. The record is from RefSeq and is a predicted model, not a curated record.